AUCGCUUUGUCUACACGACUGUCCCCGAGACAUCGCAAAACCGACAUCAAAUCCUACACACUCGACCUCGCCUCCACCUCCCAAAUCUACACCAUGAGUUUCCCAAACAUGACCCCGCCGAUGGGCGGCAUGGGAGGAGGACCCAACAUGCAAGGAAUGAGCGACCAGGAACAGAUGAUGGUCAAGGGCAUGCACGCCGCAAUGGAAUCCUGCCCAUUCAAAACCGUCAUGUCCGGCGGCAUGGGCUUCGCCCUCGGUGGUGUCUUCGGUCUCUUCAUGGCCAGUAUGUCCUACGACUCCCCCCUAACCCCCCAAGGCCGCCAAAUUGCCGACCUCCCCUGGCGCCAACAACUCCGCCACGGCUUCAAAGACAUGGGAGCGCGCUCCUGGUCGUCCGCCAAGAACUUCGGCAUCGUGGGAGCCUUGUACUCGGGCACCGAGUGCUGUAUUGAGGGGUUGCGGGCGAAGAACGAUCUUACGAACAGUGUCAGCGCGGGGUGUGUUACUGGUGGUAUACUGGGUGCGAAGGCUGGGCCGCAGGCGGCGGCUUGGGGGUGUGCAGGUUUUGCGGCGUUUAGUGCGGCGAUUGAUGCUUAUAUGCGGAUGCCGGGGGAUGAGGAGUAACUCUUUUGAGUUAAGUCGGGUUGGCUGUGGGUUGGAAAUACAUGGGACGGCGUUUGUUGGUUAGCAUUAUGGCGUUUUGGUGUUUCUUUUGUGUGGGCUAUUGAUGUGGCCUGCAAAAGUCGUUGUUCUGCUGUGCACAUAGACUUGCAAUCUCGCAACUCUGCUGUAUAAUAUUAACGCUGUAUAGAUACAUACAUGGAUGAUAAAUGGACAUUAGACAUUCUCCUGC
Molecule: messenger RNA, 853 nt
Organism: Aspergillus glaucus CBS 516.65
Lineage: Eukaryota; Fungi; Ascomycota; Eurotiomycetes; Eurotiales; Aspergillaceae
Product: translocation channel protein TIM22
Exons: 3
Coding region: 109-624 (171 amino acids)
Biological process (GO): protein insertion into mitochondrial inner membrane
Cellular component (GO): TIM22 mitochondrial import inner membrane insertion complex
Molecular function (GO): transmembrane protein transporter activity
Source: RefSeq, a predicted model, not a curated record